Molecule: messenger RNA, 508 nt
Organism: Ylistrum balloti
Lineage: Eukaryota; Metazoa; Mollusca; Bivalvia; Pectinida; Pectinidae
Product: small ribosomal subunit protein uS8A
Exons: 4
Coding region: 27-419 (130 amino acids)
Biological process (GO): translation
Cellular component (GO): cytosolic small ribosomal subunit; ribosome
Molecular function (GO): structural constituent of ribosome
Source: RefSeq, a predicted model, not a curated record
AUCUUUAUUUGAAUUGUAGAACGAAAAUGGUGCGGAUGAACGUUCUAGCAGAUGCCUUGCGCACAAUUGCUGCCGCUGAACGACGUAACAAAAGGCAGGUGCUGAUCCGGCCUUGUUCCAAAGUCAUCAUUAAGUUUUUGACCGUGAUGAUGAAACAUGGCUAUAUUGGAGAAUUUGAAAUAGUAGAUGACCACAGAAAUGGAAAAAUUGUUGUAAACCUUACAGGAAGGUUGAACAAAUGCGGUGUGAUCAGUCCCAGAUUUGAUGUAGCCCUUCGUGACAUGGAAAAAUGGACCACAAAUCUUCUUCCUUCUCGACAGUUUGGAUACAUAGUGUUAACAACAUCUGGUGGAAUCAUGGACCAUGAAGAAGCCAGGAGAAAACACCUGGGAGGAAAGGUGCUGGGAUUCUUCUUCUAAUGUGAUUGCGAUAGGGGAAAAAAAGACUGGUCCUUUGUCUGUGCUUUAUUUGUUCCUUACAAAAUUAAAGUUUACAGAAGGGGAAAUAA